AUGUCCGGAUUACACCCCUUCGACCCCAUCACACCCGGGGAAAUCCAGCUUGCCACCAAGCUCCUGCAAGCCGCCCUCCCUGGCGUUGACCUGCGGUACAAGCGGAUUGAUCUCCAAGAGCCCAUCAAGAAGGAUGUCGUUCCAUAUAUCGAGGCCGAGCGCCUGGGGAAGCCUCUUCCGCCGAAGCCGGCUCGGUUGCUGGUUGCUUUGUUCCACCGGUUGGACACUGGGGCCUUCUGUAAGGCGUUGCUGAAUGCUUCGACGAGGGCUGUUGUGUCUUUGAAUGAGAUGUCAAAGGAUAUUCAGCCCCCCGUCGAUGUGGACGAAAUGAUCGAGAUCGAACAACUCUGUCUCAACCACGCUGCCGUUCAAGCUGAGAUCGCCAAGAUGCAACUCCCAUCUGGUAUGAGAGUCUGCAAUGAUCCUUGGAUUUAUGGUACAGAUGACCAGAAUGAAACCCGUCGUCUGUUCCAGUGCUACAUGUACAUUGUUGCCACAGACCACCCGCAAAACAAUCACUAUGCACACCCGUGCAAGUUCUCGCCUGUCUUUGACGGUCUCACCAGACAGCUGGUGCGGAUUGAUUACUUGCCUUCCACUUCUGACCAUAGCAGAGUUGAGACGCAACCAUGGAGACCCGUUCCAGGAAUCCAGUAUGCCCAUGAAUUGCUCGAGGAGCCAUUGCGGAAUGACCUGAAGCCGUAUAUUGUGCAGCAGCCGGAGGGUGCUUCGUUCUCUGUGAAUGGGAAUGAGGUCUCAUGGCAGAAGUGGAGGUUCCGGGUCGGGUUUAACACUCGUGAGGGAUUGGUUAUUCACAACUUGAACUAUGACGGACGGAGCACAUUUUACCGGCUGUCCGUGUCGGAGAUGACAGUGCCUUAUGGAGACCCCCGUGCCCCCUUCCAUCGCAAGCAGGCAUUUGAUGUCGGAGAUGUUGGCUUUGGUAUCACAGCAAACGAGCUUACCCUUGGCUGUGACUGCCUUGGUCAUAUCAAGUACUUUGACGGCUACCGCGCUGACUCAAAGGGAACACCGAUCGAGCUAAAGAAUAUCAUCUGUCUUCAUGAGCAGGACAACGGCUUGCAACAUAAGCAUACAAACUACCGUACCGGCGCUGCGACGGUAGUCCGGAACCGCCAGCUGGUGGCUCAAAUGAUCUGCACAGUUGGCAACUAUGAAUACAUUUUUGCCUUCAUCUUCGAUCAAGCUGCCAACGUCGAGCUUGAAGUAAGGGCAACUGGAAUUCUGUCUACCGUUCCCUUCGACAACGAGAAGCCCGGCACAACUGUUCCUUGGGGAACAAACGUUGGCCCCGGUGUCAUGGCUCCAUUCCACCAGCACAUGUUCUCUUUCCGAAUCGAUCCCGCCCUUGACGGCAACCAAAACACCAUCUGCUACGAAGACUCUGUUCCGAUGCCCGAAGACGAGAGCAAUCCGUACAAUGUUGGCUACAACACUGAACAAAGUGUCUUCAAGACGAGUGGUACAGCACAAACCAGCGUCGACCGCCACCGAGUAUUCAAGAUCCGUAACGACAACAUCAUCAACCCCAUCACCUACCACCCCAUCUCAUACAAAUUGCAAACAUCACCCGCACAAAUGAUGCUAGCAAGCAAGAACUCUUUCGGCCUCAAGCGGGCCGUGUUCGCCACGAAGCCGAUCUGGGUCACCCGAUACCGCGACGGAGAACUCUUCGCGGCUGGUGAGUUCACCAACCAAAGCAAGCAGUCGCAUGGUGUGGAGGAGAUGGUUGAGCGGAAGGACCCAGUUGAGAAUGAGGAUGUUGUGUUGUGGCAUACGUUUGGACUUACGCAUAACCCUCGUAUUGAAGAUUUCCCGGUCAUGCCUAUGGAAAAGGUCAGCGUUAUGCUCAAGCCGGAUGGGUUUUUUACGAAGAACCCGGCGCUGGAUGUUCCGCAGUCGAACCAGCUAUUUAACAAGUCAACACUGCAUCCGGAGAAGGUAUGCUGUGCUCCGGGGCAGAUGAAGCUGUAA
Messenger RNA from Aspergillus glaucus CBS 516.65, 1995 nucleotides. RefSeq lists its product as uncharacterized. Gene Ontology annotation, biological process: amine metabolic process. The transcript is spliced from 3 exons. The record is from RefSeq and is a predicted model, not a curated record. NCBI's taxonomy places the organism in Eukaryota, Fungi, Ascomycota, Eurotiomycetes, Eurotiales, Aspergillaceae. The coding region runs from base 1 to 1995 and encodes 664 amino acids. Gene Ontology annotation, molecular function: copper ion binding; quinone binding; primary methylamine oxidase activity.